AUGCCGAGUCCUGCAAUCCCUCGUUUCAAUUCUGAUCCCUUUCUCUCCUCUUCCUCUUCAUCCAAGACUCGUCUCCCACCUUCCAACCGCUCUGCUUGCUCCAGUUCUCGAUCAAACAAAUCCUCCUACGUCAACAAGCUUCGAAGCCUUAUUGGCAUUGGAAGAAAGACAUCGCAUUCUGAUUUGACAGAGGAGAGCCUAGAGGCUCAUAAUAGAAGACAAGAAGCUAUCAUCUUACAGACUCGUCACAGUGUUGAUGACAAGAACGCUAAGUGUAGUCCUUACUAUAAUGGGCUCACUGAUUGUUCACUUAUUAUCAGCCGCAAGAAGCUUCAUUUACCUCAGUCAUCUAGUCCUGGACGUGAAAGCCAUGCUACUACUACUGUUUCCAAUUCAAGUUCUCUUCCUUCUUUUAUGCUUGUUAAGAUGCACGAAUGGAGUUCUCGCUUUUCUUCCCUGAAUUCUUCUACUAAGGACAGACAUAAAAAUGCUCCUGCCCCUGCUCCUGCUGCUGCCACCACCACUGUCAAAAAAGGCCAUGCUUGUUGCCCUUACUCCUCAUCAGAACCUUCAGCAGCAAGGAUGCCCCUCGAGAGGAAGGAGCCUGACAAGAAUGUUUUAUCGGUUAUUCAUGAGGAGAAGCCAUUGAGGGCGAGACAAUCUAAAUCACCAUCACCGCCACCGCCUCCGCCACCACCACCAUCCAUGACCGCUGAAGCUGGCAGAACCAAUAAUGUUGAUGAGAAAAAUGAGACAGAUGCCAUUGAAAUGUUGGAUCGGAGCAAGCAGUUUACUUGGGCAGACAAGUAUCGUCCCAAAGCUUUGAAAGAUUUUAUCUGCAAUCGAACUACAGCUACUAUGUUGCAGGGAAUGAUAAAGGACGUCGAUUGUAAUCCUUUCAUAUUUGAGGGACCUGCUGGUGUGGGAAAGAGAACCAUGGCCUGGGCCAUGCUUCAACAAGUCUUUGGACCUGACAGAUUACAGACCAUGGAGGAGUCCAAGGCGUUUAAAUUGAAGGGGGAAUCAGUCGGUAGUAUAGAAGUAAGAAUAAAAGCAGCCUCUCGGCAUGUUGAAGUCAAUCUCUCUGAUCUGAAAGGGUAUGAGAAGCAUGUCAUCGUCGAACUUAUCAAAGAAACAAGUAAUGCCAUGUCCAAGAAAGGUUCGCAGUUGAAACGUGAUAGUUGUCGAGCAAUCAUUUUAAACAAUGCAGAUAAGCUAUCUGCAGAUGCCGUCUUGUAUAUGAAGUGGCUACUACAAAGGUAUAAAGGGUCCAGUAAGUUUUUCUUCUGCUGCUCCGAUGUCUCAAAGCUUCAGCCAAUUAAGGAACUCUGCACAUUGGUUCAGUUCUUCCUGCCUUCAAAUAAAGAAAUUGUUGAAGUCUUAGAAUAUAUAGCCGAACAAGAAGGUAUAAAAUUGCCACACCAAUUCGCAGAAAGUAUUGCCAUAAACUCGAAGAAUAAUCUUCGUCAAGCCAUUCGCUCGUUAGAGGCUUCAUGGAAGAGAAGUUAUCCAUUUACAGAAGAUCAAAAGUUCUUGACUGGAUGGGAAGAUGAUAUUGCAAAUAUUGCAAAGAAUAUGGUUCAAGAACAAAGCCCAAAACAGCUAUAUAUCAUUCGUGGGAAGCUUCAAAAUCUAAUGGGGCAUGAUGUGUCCCCUGAAUUUAUUUGCGAAAGCCUGUUGGAAGAGCUGAAAAAGAAUUUGGAUGAGUUCUGCCAGCAGCAACUUGACAAUCUGCACAGGGAUUACAGUUUAAGAGAAAAACUGCUUUUACAAGAUGGUAAAGGGCCUCAGGAUCCUGCAAAUCAGAAAUUUCAGAAAUACGUUAACAUUGAAGGUUCAGGAAUUGCUAAUAACAAAUGCGUUUCAGUAUUGACCUUGCCUGAGCCUGUCCAAAACAUAAAUCACUCUAUAUGGAAACAAAGCAUGGAGUGA
Molecule: messenger RNA, 1932 nt
Organism: Hevea brasiliensis (rubber tree)
Lineage: Eukaryota; Viridiplantae; Streptophyta; Magnoliopsida; Malpighiales; Euphorbiaceae
Exons: 10
Coding region: 1-1932 (643 amino acids)
Biological process (GO): DNA-templated DNA replication; DNA repair
Cellular component (GO): nucleus; DNA replication factor C complex
Molecular function (GO): DNA clamp loader activity; DNA binding
Source: RefSeq, a predicted model, not a curated record